Corythoichthys intestinalis (scribbled pipefish) is the source of this 2480-nucleotide messenger RNA. It is a transcript of the gene azin1b, whose product is annotated as antizyme inhibitor 1b. The transcript has 11 exons. The record is from RefSeq and is a predicted model, not a curated record. Bases 460 to 1761 code for a protein of 433 amino acids. Gene Ontology annotation, molecular function: ornithine decarboxylase activator activity; ornithine decarboxylase activity. Gene Ontology annotation, cellular component: cytoplasm. NCBI's taxonomy places the organism in Eukaryota, Metazoa, Chordata, Actinopteri, Syngnathiformes, Syngnathidae. Gene Ontology annotation, biological process: positive regulation of polyamine transmembrane transport; negative regulation of protein catabolic process.
UUUCUGCCGCCGUCGCCGCCGUAGUUGUCCUCCCACUGUCGAAGAGACAAGACGACGACAGGGACUCCGCUAACCUCGACCGUUUGCCGAGCCAUAUGGCCACACAAGACGCCGUUCUUUCUUUCAACGUGGGGCCCACUACUCUUUAAAAAUUCCGCCGAAAAAGAGAAGACGAUUUUCUAAAACAUUCUGGCCGUUAUCUCACGGCUCCCCUGUCUCUGCACAGGUGUAUGAGCGCUAUCCAGAGGACCUAGGGGCGGCUCUUUACCGGGAGCACUUUGACUUCAACGCUGAGCCGCCUUGGGAUCCUAGCUGAUAGCGGGACAGGUCCGUCUCCCGACUUGUCCAUUUUGUUGCAUAACCGGCAGGACCCCCCCUUUGGCUCAGUCGUGACCCGCUCAACGCCGACUCUCGCUCACCUGUUCUUUAUGAUUUUUGGAUCGCUGGAAUACGGUUAAGAUGAAAGGACUCGCCGACCGACCUGUCGGUUACACUGUGGAGCUUCUGGGGGGUGGAGCUAGCCUUGAUGAUGUCAUCGACGAGCGCAUCUGCGAGCAGGCUCUGGCAGAGAAGAGCGCCUUCGUGGUGGGCGACCUGGGCGCUCUGAUGCGCCAGCACGCCCGUUGGCAGAGCGCCGUACCGCGACUGCAGCCGUACUUCCCGCUCCGUUGCAACCGCAGCCCGGCGGUCGUCGAGGUCCUCGCCUCGUUGGGUUUAGGUUUUGUCUGCGCCAGCAAGGCUGAAGUCAACCUGGCGCUGGAGCACGGAGUAGCGCCCGACAAUAUCAUCCUUUCGGGUAUCUGCAAGCAGCUCGCACUCAUCAAGGCCGCGGCCAAACAUGACGUGCAGCACCUCGUGUGCGACAAUGAGGCUGAGCUAACGAAGAUCGCGCGCUUCCACCCGCGUGCUAAGCUGUUGCUUCUGCUCAACACUGAAGCCCACGCGGCCGAGACCAGCCUGGCCUUGGGCGCGUCCCUGAAGAGCUGCCGCCGCCUUUUGGAAGCGGCCAAGGCUCUGGACAUGGAGGUCGUCGGCGUGUCCUUCCACGUACCGGCGACCUGCCCGGAGCCGCAACGGGCUUACGGGCACGCGCUGGCCGACGCCCGUUGUGUCUUCGACAUGGGGGCGGACCUGGGCUUCCACAUGAACAUCCUGGAUAUCGGCGGAGGAUUCAGCGGCUCGGACUUCCAACUCAAACAGGUGGAAUCCGCCAUCGUGCCGCUGCUGGACGCUUACUUCCCGUCGCUAUCCGGCGUUCACGUUCUGGCCCAGCCGGGCGCCUUCUACGCGGCUUCGGCCUUCAGCCUGGCGGUCAACGUGAUCGGCAAAGAAGCGGCGACCCGCCGCUGGGAUGGCUUAGCUUCAGGUGACAAAAGCGAGGACGCGGAGUUCCUGUACUACAUGAGCGAGGGUGUUUACGGGCCGUUUGGUGUCAAGCUCCUUGGGAACGCCGUGGCCGCGCCGACGGUGCAUAAGCACGCGCCGUGCACGGAUACGGCGGCGUACCCCAGUAGCUUGCGGGGUCCCACGCUGGACGAGCUGGACCUGGUGGUGGAGCGCUGCCUCCUGCCCGAGCUGAGCGUGGGCGACUGGCUGAUCUUUGCCAACAUGGGCGCCUGCGGCCUGGACGACAACGCCGGCGGCACGUGCGCCUCGCCACAGCCGCCCGUCUACUACGCCGCCGCCGCAUCGGACUGGUACGAAAUGCAGGAGGCGGGCGUGACGCUGGACGGCGCCAUCAAAACCUUCUCCUUCGUUUAGUCGCCCUCAAAUCGCCGCUAAGCAACAUUCCAGCCAGCCUUCGAUUACAAAAUAAUCCCCUGCCCUCUUUUUUUCUUUUUUUUUUCCCCCCGUCAUAUCAAAUCAAUCCUGCCCAAGUGAUGUUAUGCAACAAAAUGGACGACUCCGGAGAUGGAACCCCCCCCCCCCCCCCCCCCAACCGCCCGCCCACCACAACCACACUAACCGAGCAGCGGGGGAGGGGGUUGCAUUCAUUCUGAUCAGAUUAAUAACCCUUUUACAAAAAUUGCUAAUGCUCUAUCGUCUCUGUGUGUACGCGUAGACAACUUUGAAGAAUGGACGUACCUCAAAACCUAGCGUAGCUGAAAUGAAAUGAUUUUUUUUUUUGUAUUUAUUGGAAUAAUUUGUGGUUGAGGGCCACAACUUUUUCCUAUUAAUAAGAUAUUGAUGCGUUUGUCGGCUUCAUAUGUGCUGUGACUUGUCAUUCGUCACCUCCGAACGGCCGCAGAGUCCUCCGUUGACGGCGAUAGACGUCCAAUCCGUUUUGACUGGGAGGGUUGUUCAUUUGCCCCUACCAGUCGAAAUGAAUUGAACGUCUAGCACUGUCAAUGGCAGCCAAUGAGUUGCUAAAAAAAGCACUAAUGGACCACAAUCUGUUUUUUUGUUUGUUUGUUUUUUGACUGUAAAUUGUUUGUGAAGUAAUGAAAGUGAUUAAUUUAAUACAUUUCUGACUGAAAUCA